This is a messenger RNA of Lasiodiplodia theobromae, 675 nucleotides long. RefSeq names its product 37s ribosomal protein. Gene Ontology annotation, biological process: mitochondrial translation. Gene Ontology annotation, molecular function: structural constituent of ribosome; small ribosomal subunit rRNA binding. NCBI's taxonomy places the organism in Eukaryota, Fungi, Ascomycota, Dothideomycetes, Botryosphaeriales, Botryosphaeriaceae. The transcript is spliced from 3 exons. The record is from RefSeq and is a predicted model, not a curated record. Gene Ontology annotation, cellular component: ribosome; mitochondrial small ribosomal subunit. The coding region runs from base 1 to 675 and encodes 224 amino acids.
AUGUCUUUACUACGACUGACCCCCCGCCGCCCGCUGGCCGCCCUCUGCGGCGCGCCCGUCCGUGCUCUUUCCACCACCCCCGUCAGGCACUCCAGCGGCUCCGGCGAUGCAACAACAGCCCUCUUCAACACCGUAAUGGCCGAUGCGGGCAUCGACCGCCAGAGCCCCCUCCGCCGCCGAGAGCCAGCCCGCCAACCGCAGCCGCAAGCCCGCGAGCCAGCCACUUCCACGCCCGAGCCGGCGCCGUCGAGGGCUUCAUACGCACGAGACAUCCUCAGAGAACACAGAAGCACCGCCGAACACGUCGACUCUCUCCGCCUCCGCGCCGAUCUCGAGCUCCAGUCGACGCGUCGCUGGCAGGUUGGCGAUGUCUACGCGCCGCACGACCUCACCGGCGUCGAGGCCAAGAAGUGGAAGCGGUCGAAGCGCACUCCCAACGUCGACGCCUUCGAGACGCUGGGACUGAACCCGCUGAAGGAGUACAAGAACUUCGCUAUCAUGUCCGAGUACAUCACCGAGCUGGGCCGCAUCAAGCACUCCAAGCACACCGGCCUCAAGCCGAGGAAUCACCGCAAGAUGGCUAAGGCGGUGCGGAGAGCAAUUGGCAUCGGCAUCAUGCCCAGCGUUCACAUCCACCCGGAGUUGAUCAAGCCCUCGCAUGGCGCUACAUACUAG